Molecule: messenger RNA, 472 nt
Organism: Pieris brassicae (large cabbage white)
Lineage: Eukaryota; Metazoa; Arthropoda; Insecta; Lepidoptera; Pieridae
Product: endocuticle structural glycoprotein SgAbd-5-like
Exons: 3
Coding region: 89-460 (123 amino acids)
Cellular component (GO): chitin-based extracellular matrix
Molecular function (GO): structural constituent of chitin-based larval cuticle
Source: RefSeq, a predicted model, not a curated record
GUGUUGUAAUAGAAUAUUCAGAAAAGUAUAUAAUAAGCGUUAAGCUUUAUCAAGUUAGCAUAUUGCAAGUGAAGACCGCACAGGAAUCAUGAAAUUGUUGGUUGUACUCGGUUUAGUCGUGGUGGUGUCGGCGGCGCCCCAAGCUCAAAGGCAGGUGCCCAGCGCAAAUCCACAAGAAGUACAAAUUCUUCGGUUCGAUACUGAAAAUGAUGGUCUCGGUACUUACAGAUUUGCCUUAGAACAAAGUGAUGGCACCAAAAAGGAAGAACAAGGGGAACUGAAGAACGCUGGAACCGAUGACGAGGCUAUCUCUGUGAGGGGAUCCUACACCUGGGUUGGCCCAGAUGGCGUCACCUACACCGUGACAUACGUAGCUGAUGAUAAAGGCUAUCAACCAACAAUCGAGCAGGGUCCAGGAGGUGCUAUACCACCUGGCGUUGUUGCUUCUCUAAUUGGCUAAUUCCCCACCAUA